Trichoderma citrinoviride is the source of this 996-nucleotide messenger RNA. RefSeq names its product purine and uridine phosphorylase. Lineage: Eukaryota; Fungi; Ascomycota; Sordariomycetes; Hypocreales; Hypocreaceae. Gene Ontology annotation, molecular function: catalytic activity. Bases 1 to 996 code for a protein of 331 amino acids. Gene Ontology annotation, biological process: nucleoside metabolic process. The record is from RefSeq and is a predicted model, not a curated record. The transcript is spliced from 2 exons.
AUGUCAGCAGCCAAUGACAUUGCAAUGCCUCCAAUAGCCCUCACUCAUGGGGACUACAGUGUGGGAUGGAUCUGCGCUCUCCCGAAAGAGCAAGCAGCAGCCCGGGCAAUGCUGGAUGCAGAACAUGACCCCCUCCCGGCGCUCGACCGCGACCAGAACACUUACAUCUUGGGAUCUAUUCGCGAUCACAACGUUGUGAUAGCCUGUCUUCCCGAGAUCGGCACCAAUCCGGCAGCAAACCUUCUCACACAGAUGAUCAACACCUUUCCAUCAAUAAGAUUUUGCCUUAUGGUCGGCAUUGGAGGGGGGGUCCCUCCCCAGGUGCGGCUUGGAGACAUUGUCGUUAGCAAGCCAAUUGGAACCUUCUCUGGAGUUGUUCAGUGGGAUUCCGGGAAGUCAGAAAAAGAUCAAUUCGAGCGAACGGGUGCAUUAGAUCGCCCCCCCAGGGUGUUAUUGGGGGCCAUUGCGAAAUUGCAAACGGCUCACGAGAUGCAUGGGACACGUAUACCCGACUACAUGAAGGAGAUGGCAGCCAAAUACCCAAAGAUGGUGGACAAAUAUAUGUGGUCUCCUCGCCUCAAAGAUCCUAUACUACUGUCAGGUCGCUACGAGCCUGAAGGGAAAGGAAUGCCCACCAAGUCGGAUCUCGACAAUGACGGCGAGCAACCCAGAGAGACGGAAAUUCACUAUGGCUUGAUUGCGUCCGGAAACCAAGUUGUCAAGAACAGUGAUAUGCGAGAUCGGAUCAACAGGGACCUGGGAGGCAAGGUUCUAUGUCUUGAGAUGGAAGCAGCGGGUUUGAUGAACAACUUCCCAUGCAUUGUCAUAAGGGGAAUAUGCGACUAUGCGGACGCUCAGAAGAACAAGGACUGGCAGGAAUAUGCUGCAGCUUUGGCAGCGGCAUUCACAAAGGAGCUUCUUCAACAUGUGCGGUCGGCGGAUGUUUCCAAAGAGCGUCCUAUCAAGGAUAUCACAGGUAAAUUACAGCAAGGUUAG